Messenger RNA from Olea europaea var. sylvestris, 468 nucleotides. RefSeq lists its product as uncharacterized. The record is from RefSeq and is a predicted model, not a curated record. Gene Ontology annotation, molecular function: zinc ion binding. The transcript is spliced from 2 exons. NCBI's taxonomy places the organism in Eukaryota, Viridiplantae, Streptophyta, Magnoliopsida, Lamiales, Oleaceae. Bases 1 to 468 code for a protein of 155 amino acids.
AUGACAUAUAAUGAGUCAAAUGGGUUUGAGGUAAAUCAGGUUUCUCCGAACAUUUAUCAAGUUGGUGACAAUUUAGAACACCACUUUGUGGAUUUUUACGAAAUGACAUGUACGUGUAGAAGAUUUGAUUUGGACAAGUUUCCAUGUACGCAUGCAAUUGCUGCAACAAGGUUUAAAGGAGACGAGGGCUAUAAAUUAUGUACCCCCUUUUACACGAGUAUUUGUUGGAAGCAAGCUUAUUCUAAAUUUGUAUAUCCUUUGCCGAACGAGGUCGAAUGGCAAAUUCCUAAGAAUGUGAUAGCCAGAGAAAUAUUUCUACCAUUGGUACGAAGACAGGGCGGACGACCAUCAAAAAAGAGGAAAAGGUCGGUCGGAGAGACGCGUGUGGCUCGGAAUGCAAACUAUGUUCAUGUCGUUACAGUAGACAUGAAUGUCGUUCCAGUUCAAAAAUUGUACAGAUUAACAUAA